AAUAGUAGGAAAACAAAAUUUAACCAGCUCAAACGAACAACAUUUUGUUUCCUUUCACUCGCUCCCUUUUUCGCAUUCGAGGAGUGACAAGGACAGUAAACUGUUUCGUGUGAUUUCUGAACGCAACCUGCACGUGUCUAGAUGUUAAAGAUAGAUGCAUCGCGAUGACCUAGGACCCCGAGCAGAGCUCACAAUGAUUGCGAAAGCAGACGACCUGCGCGCGACUUCUGCUAGCUCCUUGCCUCCUCCGCUGUCACAUGUACUAGACAGCUUUUUUUGCUGACACUAACAUUUCAGUGUCAUUUCAAUUAGUGUGGUGGGGCAGGAGUGACAAGCAAGAUGACAGCUGUAUGGAGCAGGAUUGCUGCCUUCACCCAUAAAUACCCAUUGUCAAGAGGCAUGAUGUCCUAUGCAUGUAUAUGGCCAGUAGGCAGCUGUGUCCAGCAAAAGAUUCAAGGAAAAGAAACACUGGAUUAUUGGCGAGCCUUACGAUUUAGUCUCUAUGGUUGCUGCUUUGUCGCACCCACAUUGUACACCUGGAUGACGAUUGCUGGAUAUCUUUUUCCAAAACCUGGAUUAAGAUCUGGAAUUUACAAGGCAUUGGUGGAACAAGUAUCUUAUACUCCUAGUGCCAUGAUUUGCUUCUAUUUCUUCAUGACUUUGUUGGAAGGAGGCACUCUCGACGAAGCAUGCCAAGAAGUUAAAUCAAAAUUUUUGCCCACCUACAAAGUUGGGGCUUGUGUUUGGCCAGUUCUUCAGACCUUCAACUUCACUGUUGUACCUCCUCAGAAUAGGGUGCCAUUUGUCAGUUUGUGUAGCCUCUGUUGGACCACGUUUUUAGCUUACAUGAAGCAAUUAGAGAGUCAACAAAUAAAACCAUAUCCUCCACUGUCAAUAGGUCCUAUUACCGCUUAUUAACAUGCUAAAACAAUGACCAUGUUGUAGAUCAUAAAGUACCAAAAGUGCAAAUGUUACCAUAUGUGAUGGCUUUCUAGUCCAGUAUUACAAUAUUGCCCGUCUUGCCUUUUUUUCUCUCUCUCAUUAUUGUUAUUAUUGUUAUUAUUCUAUGAUGAUCAUCAUGGAUUAUUAAUGUUUUAUUGAAGAAUAUGACAAAUGUCUGAUGUGAUUUGUUUUAUAUGUGCGUGUUUAUUCUAGUGUAUUUGAUUUAGUUACCAUACGAGUCAGGUGCCAAAGAUUUGCAACUCUUAAUGUCAUUGGGUUUUGUGUUUGUUAUGGAACAUCAUUAGUACAGUAUUUUCUUCAGUGCAGGUCUUCAAAUAGAAUACCAAGUUGAGAAGGCAUUUGAGUAUUAAACAACAUGUCUGUCUGUGACAUAAUCUACCCAAAUCGUUUUUACCCUCUGCCAGAGAUUUCUGUGUUCUUCAAACUGUGAUGCUUAGUUUUCAUUCUCUAAUUUCAUUUAUCACAGAAACGUCUUUAAAUCCAGAUUGGAAAAAAGAAAUACUACUGCAAAACAUACAGGGUUCUUCACUUCGAUUUAAGGAAAUUAUUUUCAUAGCUAAUUUAAUCUGCAUGCUUAAAGGACCAAUCAAGUGCCUUAUGUUGCCGUGUCUAAAUAACUGACCAAGUAUUUUCAUCAGAUGUACAAUCAACUAUGGAACGACAUUAUGACCCAAAGUCCCAUGUGAUAUACAUGAUAACUGAUUCAAUGCAGUUAUGGAUGUCCACUUUUUGUUUUUAGUGUGUCUAUUUUUAAAUGCUUCAGUGAUAAAAAGGAGUGCUUGAUCCUUCAUAGACAAUGUUACAUACUUAUAGUUAGUUCUAGUCCAAGCUUGAAAUUUUCAAUAAAUAUUGAUUUUUAAACCUGA
Messenger RNA from Frankliniella occidentalis (western flower thrips), 1829 nucleotides. Its product is annotated as mpv17-like protein. The record is from RefSeq and is a predicted model, not a curated record. The coding region runs from base 340 to 918 and encodes 192 amino acids. Gene Ontology annotation, cellular component: membrane; cytoplasm. The transcript is spliced from 4 exons. NCBI's taxonomy places the organism in Eukaryota, Metazoa, Arthropoda, Insecta, Thysanoptera, Thripidae.